GUCUCAAAGCGACAUACAUUCUCGAAAUUCUUUCAAGCUACGUCAGCGCGGGCAGAAUUGGAUUGGCUCUGUUGAGAGCAGGAGAGUAUACAGCUAGCGUAAGUUAUACAGCAUAAUGGAGCUGGAUCUGAACUCGCGCAACGCCAAGUGGAACCGUGAGCAGAAUAAGCGGCGUGAGCAGGCCAAACGCAAGAUCGAGACGGAGCGGCGUAAGCGUGCGGCAGCCGCCAAGGCGAGCGAGGAGCUGGAGAAACUGCAGAUGCAAAAGCGCGUGGAGCGCAUCGCGGAGCUGGAACGGCAGGAGCAACAGGCGCUCGAAGAGCAGCGACUGACGGGUGGCAUCAGAUACCUGAAGCAGCUGCGACCUGUUCCCACUACGGGGGAUGGCGACAAGAUCGCGCUGCCCGUGUCGGCGUUGGAGGAGCUCAACCCGCAGAACGCGCUGGAGCUUGGUGUAUUCACGUUCGAGCUAUCAUUCGAUGAGGACCAACAAGGUGGAGAGGCGUCCAUUGCAAAGCGACAGACUCAUGCUGGCGUACUGGAGUUCGUGGCGGACGAAGGAACGGUGGGGCUCCCGCCCAAGGUCGCCGCAUCGCUAUUCCGACACACCAAAGAGCUCCCUGACAGUAUUCAGGUGCGCUUCGUGCGACUAGAGAAGGGCAAGUUCGCGAGUUUGCAGCCGAGAGGAGAAGGCUUCGGCGACCGUCAGAUCGACUUUAAGCACAUGCUCGAGCGCUCGCUCAAGGCGCACACGACGUUGACGGAGGGCGAUGUGCUAUUCGUCCGACAUGGAAGAGAGACGUUCGAAGUUCUCGUGGCGGAACUGAAACCCGAGAGAGCUAUUAACAUCCUGAACACAGAUCUCGAGGUGGAUAUGAUCCCGUGCGAGGCAGUAGCCAAGAAGAAGGAGGCCGAGAGACAAUUAGAAGAAGAAGCGGCGCGCGCUGUUGCGCUGGCUCAGGAAAAAGAGCAGUGGAAGGCGGGCAAGUUGACGAAGUUGGUCCCGGAACCUCCUUUGGACGAGCGUCUUCAGGUUAAAUUGGUGUUGAGAAUGCCGGAGGGACAGUCGACUCGUCGAUUCCUGCAUUCAUCGCCUCUUCAGAGUGUAUUCGACUACAUUGAGGCGCUGACAGGCGAGGAAGCCCGAUACUUUCGGUUGGUAGCUACGUACCCACGUCGACUCUUUGGAGUAGAUUCGGCAGACAAGUCCCUGCAAGAGCUCGGCCUGAAUGGCCGCCAAGAAGCGCUUUUUGUUGAAAAGAUCGAGGUUACGCCUGAACCCGCUGCCUCAGAAAAUAUAAAUGGAGAGAUCUUGGUGGCUCGGCCACGAACGCAACUACCGGGCAGCUGGGAGGAGGCUCGACAGACGCUGGAAAAGUGGCUAGACGAGAGUAUGCACUCAACCGUUGUUCCUGCCAUUCACGCCAUGGAACCUGCCAUGCCUGUCGCGCAGUCCGCAGACCAAGAGACUAAGUGGCAAGCACAGUUGAGAGAGCUGGAGGAGAUGGGCUUCAUGAAUCGAUCGCUGAAUAUCGAGGUGCUUGAGCGAUAUCAAGGUCGUUUACUACGUGUGGUCAACUAUCUGUCCGAAAUGGGUUCCCCUCCUGAAGCUGCUGAUAGCGGAGUUACCGUAAUGGAAGACUAAGCACAGAAUUGCAAUAUCUAGCCAGUAACAACAUGCAACAUGAUACCACUCGGCACUUUAGCUCUA
Molecule: messenger RNA, 1711 nt
Organism: Phytophthora nicotianae INRA-310
Lineage: Eukaryota; Oomycota; Peronosporomycetes; Peronosporales; Peronosporaceae
Exons: 1
Coding region: 116-1645 (509 amino acids)
Cellular component (GO): VCP-NPL4-UFD1 AAA ATPase complex
Molecular function (GO): polyubiquitin modification-dependent protein binding
Source: RefSeq, a predicted model, not a curated record